AUUCGCUCAAUUCGACCCCGCUGCGGUAGGCGAGCGCUGCGAUGGGGAGUCGCGCUGCUCUGUUCCUCCCCAAACUGCGUAAAAGGUGGCAUCUUUCUCGUCUCCGCCUCCAUUGCUCUCCUCCUCCCCUUCGUUCCUGGUCCCCUGUUUCCCCUCUCGAUUCGUUACGUACUUGGUUUGUCGCGCGGAGCUUGAGUUAUGCCUCGGUCAAUUUCGUGCUCUCCAAAGACAGGUCUCCUGUUGUCUCUCUCGGUCCGUUCCACGUUCGUUGGGUUAAGCGGAGCUUGAGCCACGGCUCGGUCAACCUCGUCCUCAACGACGGGAAGCCGCGGUUCGAGACCCACGAGAUCGAGCAGCCCAAGAAGGGGAAGUACCGGACGAAGAAGAGGCUGAAGCUGCAGCGGAAGCGGGAGAGGCGGAAGAGGAGGGAGGCGAGCAAGACGGACCCGCGAAGAAUCCGGCCCAAGGGCAAGAAGAAUAAGGUGAGGUUCCCCACCGCGGAGGACCGGAUCAAGUAUAAGAUGGAGAAGGCCAAAAUUAAGGAAGCCUUGCUGGUUGAAAAGCUAAAGAAAUAUGAAAUUUCGAAAGUUGAAGGUCCAGAGAUCAAACCACAAGUCUUGACUGGGGAGGAACGCUUUUACUUGAAAAAAAUGGCCCAAAAGAAGUCCAAUUAUGUACCUAUCGGAAGGCGAGGCAUCUUUGGAGGUGUAAUAUUGAACAUGCAUUUGCACUGGAAAAAACAUGAAACAGUUAAAGUCAUCUGCAGGCCAUGUAAAACAGGCCAAGUUCAUGAAUAUGCAAAAGAAUUAGCAAGACUGAGUGGUGGGAUACCAAUCCAAAUUAUUGGCAGCGACACAAUAAUAUUUUAUCGGGGAAAGAACUAUGUUCAACCAGAAGUUAUGUCACCCAUUGAUACACUGUCCAAGAAGAAAGCACUUGAAAAGUCCAAAUAUGAACAAUCAUUGGACACAGUAAGGCACUUUAUUGCAAUAUCUGAGAAGGAACUUGAACUUUAUUACAGACAUGUUGCACUCUAUGGUGACCCAAACUUUCGGAACGCAGAUUUGGUUUAUGGGGAUGGAAAACAAGGGCCCCAAGCGAGGAUAUCAGAAAUGCCACCUUCAACUGAGAACAUAAGUAUCAACUCAACCAGUCAUGAUGCUUCUGCAAGUCUAUUUGAUGAAGAAAAUUUCUCUUCAACUGGUGAUGAUGACAUGUCUGAUGAUAACUCUGAUGAUGAAAUUUGCUCAUCAGCUAGUGAUGAUAUGUCUGAACAUUUUUGCGAUGAAGAAAGUGUCUGUUUGUCUCAUGACAAUUCAGCUACAUCUCUUUCAGAAGCGGAGUCUGAUUCUGAUGGCGGACAACUCGGGGCAGUUGAAAUUGACUCUGAAGGAGAACCAGUGUUGGAUUUCGAAGUGAAUUCGGAAGAUGAAGAAAACACUGCAUGCUAGACUCUUUGAGGCUUUCACUGGGAGAAGAAAAGAAAAGUGAGAUAAUUGAGUUUAAGCAACAAACCACUGCAAGUCUUGACCAGAAAGUAAAUAUUUGAGGCCAGCUACAUAGAAAGUGAUGCUCCUCUUUUUUGUGUUUUCGAGCUUGCGUCCAGCUAUGGAAAGAUAUGCUAUACAUCAUGGGAACAAAGCUUUUUUUUUUGUUAAAAUGGUGAUAUCUCAAUCUUUCACAGCUACUGAAGCCUUGGAUUUUCUUGCAAUGAAUUUAAGAAAUGUGCUACAUUUUCAUAUCA
This is a messenger RNA of Musa acuminata AAA Group (dessert banana), 1744 nucleotides long. RefSeq lists its product as uncharacterized. NCBI's taxonomy places the organism in Eukaryota, Viridiplantae, Streptophyta, Magnoliopsida, Zingiberales, Musaceae. The record is from RefSeq and is a predicted model, not a curated record. The transcript has 5 exons. Bases 42 to 1451 code for a protein of 469 amino acids. Gene Ontology annotation, molecular function: RNA binding.